AUGGCAAUUCACCGGAGCUCUAACGGUUGUUAUUCCUAUAUGAAAAAAAGCACAAUCAAUUCGGCACGUCCAAUCACUCUCGAAGUAGAAACGCGAAAGAAACAAAUUUUUAAGCAACUGGAAUCGCGCGUAUGGCUAAAAACAGAAAGCCUAACGCAUUACGUACUAUCUAUGCAGCAAAUAGCGCAAAAUGCACCCAUCGACGAGAGCGAACUGGUCGAGUUCAUAGUGGACGGCUUGCGCGAUAACACCGGCGCCGCAAUGAUAUUUGGCGGAAUUACUACGUUGGAGGCGCUUAAGGCAUUACUACCAAAAUAUGAAAAAAUGUCGAGAAACCUUCCGAAUCGCAACAACGCCAGCAGUGAGACGGCAAGGUGCUAUAACUGUUCACGCUAUGGGCAUAUGGCCUGGGACGGCAAGCAAGAAAAACGCGCGAAAGGCUCCUGCUUCAAAUGCGGCAAGGUAGACCACAUAUACAAAAACUGUCCAGCAAAAACAAUAGCGGCGAUGGAAGGCGAUGAAGAAGACUAUAAGUCAGUACAUUAUAGAGAAACGCCCGAAUAGCUUCAUUAACCUGACAUCGGUAACAAACGUUAUGAAAGAUUAUAAACCAGGAAGUGAAAAUAUACAGUUCAGAAGUAUUGGACGAUCUAAAAUAAAUCCUCAGGGAAAAAUUCCAGUUUUGCUUAAGUUUCGUAAUAGCAUACAACCACUAACACUUUAUGUACUCAAAGACGAUGAAAUGCCAUUUAAGUUGCUAUUAGGGAGAGAUUUCCUACAAUCAUUUAAAAUAAAUUUGUUUAUGAAAAAAUCGGUCAAUAAAGAAAAUGAAUUUGAUAAACUUUAUAAGCAGAAUCUUUUUAGUGCUAUUAGUGGAAAUAGUGAACAGGCAAGUUGUAAAACUCAAACGAGGUGUACUGAAGUUGAAAAUAACUUGAACAAUUCCGAAAAUCAA
Messenger RNA from Rhagoletis zephyria (snowberry fruit fly), 955 nucleotides. RefSeq lists its product as uncharacterized. The record is from RefSeq and is a predicted model, not a curated record. NCBI's taxonomy places the organism in Eukaryota, Metazoa, Arthropoda, Insecta, Diptera, Tephritidae. Gene Ontology annotation, molecular function: zinc ion binding; nucleic acid binding.